This is a messenger RNA of Knipowitschia caucasica, 432 nucleotides long. The record is from the annotation of a GenBank genome assembly. NCBI's taxonomy places the organism in Eukaryota, Metazoa, Chordata, Actinopteri, Gobiiformes, Gobiidae.
AUGUCCCUGUGUCUCCUCCCUGCUCUCGCCCCUCCCACCUCCCCCAUGGUCCUCCUCCUCUCUUUUCCUUACUCCUUCAAUCUCAUCAUGUCUCUCUGUGCGGUUGGACUCCUCUGUCUCCUGUCUCUUCUCUCUGGAGGUGAGGGGAGGAGUCCAGAUCUUGAAUACAACCAGGAGGACAACCAGGAGGACAACCAGGAGGACAACCACACCAUCUACUACAGCUUCUACAGUAAUGCGUCGGAUCUGGAGUUGGAUGAGUUCCUAGAUUCUCGUAGUGAAAGCGAAAUGCCUUCGCCAACAUUUACUAUAGCUACCAGAGCCGGGGCCGGAGCCAGAGCAGCCGCGUCACUUCCUCUCUGCUUGGUCUGCUCUGUGCUGUGGUGUCUCGCUGGGGUUUUACUGAACUCAGCAUCUGCACCAGGACUUUGA